CCAGAGGGAGUGUCGCCACAGAGGCUCCAUUAAAGGUUGUCUCCUUCGGUCCCUCCUUUCUUCCUCACCUCGGUCACGCUGUCAUUAUUCGCCGGCUCCCCGAGCCCUGACAGAAAAGCCUAAUAAAAUGAAGAUCUGGGCGUCAGAGCACAUUUUCAACCAUCCAUGGGAGACGGUGACCAAGGCAGCAAUGCAGAAGUACCCCAACCCCAUGAACCCUGGUGUGUUCGGUGUGGAUGUUCUUAACAGAAGUGUGGACACAGAGGGACGGUUACACAGCAGCAGACUGCUCAGCACAGAGUGGGGGCUCCCGGCAAUGGCCAAGUCUAUUAUCGGGGUAACAAGAACAUGCACUUAUGUUCAGGAACAUUCAGUGGUGGACCCUAAAGAGAAGACCUUUGAGCUGAAAUCUACAAAUAUCUCCUUCACUAACCUGGUAUCUGUGGACGAGAAGUUGACAUACAAACCACAUCCGCAGGAUCCUGAAAAGACGGUGCUGACGCAGGAGGCUCUGAUCAGCGUGAAAGGUGUCAGUCUGAGCAGCUACCUCGAGGGCCUCAUGGCGAAGACUAUCUCGGUCAAUGCCGGCAAGGGUCGGGAGGCAAUGGAGUGGGUCAUCAGACGGUUAAACACAGAAAUCGAGGAGUUGGCGGCGACCGCUCGUGGCAGUAUACGCGUGCCAAUGGCAGCAGCUGUUGCAGACAAAUGAUCCCGGCCUUCCCCCACAGAACUGAUGGACCUCUCAGACAUUUCCUCUCACCUCACCUGCCAGCACAGCCUAAUAACCACAGCCCCAUCUUUUGGCCCUUUGUAUGGUUUUUUUUUGUGUGUGUGUGUGUGAACGUCGCAAGAUCUCACAGUUCGUGCCCCCCAGCAGUCUGCUCCGACGAGUAUGAUACUUAACCGUGGCUGUGGGCAGUGACGGGCAGCGUUGAGCUGAUGACAGUUAAAAAGAACAAACAGGGUCGAAUUGGACUGCACUUGAAGCUCAUAGGACUUAGUCUUGUGAUGAUGAAGCUUUUUUUUAAAUAUUCACACUGUGCCUCCACAUCUCAUCAGUAUCCUCCUUUUUGUUUCGCCUUUCUUUCACUUUCUCCAAUCUUUCACUCUUCAUCGCUCCUGCAGAGACUGACACUGAAAGUCUACCAAUUUUCUGAGUGAGUGUGUACAACUCAUAUUCGUGGGUGCAGGAUGAAGACCAGCCAAGGCUUGUUACUUACUGAAAGUCUCCAGGCCUUUUUGUUUGAUUCAGCGUAGCUAAAGAUGUCAGCAUUGUGAACUGGUCUUCUCUGGUCUUGCCCUUGGUACAAAUGUCUCCAUUGCUUAAAGUAUUUAUUUCCUUUAUCAUUGUUUUCUCUCACUGGUGAUGUGCUGCAUAGUCAAGUGUUACAGUCUAAGAAUGUGCGUACUUGAAUGUUUAACUUAUUUUCAGCUGCAAAAUGAGUGUGCUAUGAACGUUCUCCAGUGUUGCAGGAGGAGAUUUAGAGGGUUACUUUCAGGACUACUGUGUGUGCCAAGAUUAAAUGUGAAAGACUUAAUCAACCUGGUUUAAUACUGAAAAACACUUUCAGACUGUAUUAAUGAUAGUGUACAAACCCACUCUGUACUUCAUACUGUCUAUAGAUGACAGUGUUAUUAGUAGUGCAUUUGUAUUGGUGAACAUUGACGAAGGCUGUUAAAUUGCUCGUGGUGUUUUUAUACAACAUUUCCCUUUUCUUAUCCCACAGCAGACUCUCAGGUGCUACAUAGCUGACCUUUGUUCGGUUUCCCUGUUAGCUCGUUAAGACCAAAUUAAGAUGGAGGCCACAUACCAGCCCUGUAAUUCUUAUGUUUGUGCUUCCUUUUUUAUCUUCUCUCCAGAAAUUUAAAUAAGGACAGUUCUACAAAUGAAAGUUUACAUUCAAAACGGUUUGUGGAACAACUAAAGCUGUUCUAGUGUUACAAUAAGGAAGCUCAGCAUCACAAGUCUUCCUCCACAGUCAGUAUCUUGCUCUGCUGUCAUGGUCGAAGUUAAAUCUGUAGGUCUUUGUAUCUGCAGCAUGCCGGUCCUUGUCACAGCUGCCUCCAAUUAGCUUCAUCUAUAAAAUCUUUUUCAGAAUUAACUGUCUGUUGUCGUGUAGCGUCCAGCGCGGGAUGGUUUCUUAUUGUCUUCUGCAUAACUGACCGAUCAGCCAGUCAGUGUCCGGAGAGUGUCUCCUCUCAUGAACAAAGUGUCUUUUUUUUUCUUGUUCAAUGGGGGAACAUUUUAGGAACAGUGGCAGUAUAUAGGCUUAUAUUUAUAUUUUGGUGGUGUUACAUUCCAAGAAUGUCAACAGUCUAAAGAGUGCACACUGAAAUGAUUCAAAAAAUAAAGAGAUGUCAUUGUUUCAAGGA
Molecule: messenger RNA, 2373 nt
Organism: Acanthopagrus latus (yellowfin seabream)
Lineage: Eukaryota; Metazoa; Chordata; Actinopteri; Spariformes; Sparidae
Product: PRELI domain containing protein 3B-like
Exons: 6
Coding region: 128-709 (193 amino acids)
Biological process (GO): phospholipid transport
Cellular component (GO): mitochondrial intermembrane space
Molecular function (GO): phosphatidic acid transfer activity
Source: RefSeq, a predicted model, not a curated record